Molecule: messenger RNA, 2113 nt
Organism: Xyrauchen texanus (razorback sucker)
Lineage: Eukaryota; Metazoa; Chordata; Actinopteri; Cypriniformes; Catostomidae
Product: pyruvate dehydrogenase (acetyl-transferring) kinase isozyme 2, mitochondrial-like
Exons: 11
Coding region: 152-1381 (409 amino acids)
Biological process (GO): regulation of glucose metabolic process; protein phosphorylation
Cellular component (GO): mitochondrion
Molecular function (GO): pyruvate dehydrogenase (acetyl-transferring) kinase activity
Source: RefSeq, a predicted model, not a curated record
GGCAGUUGUCAACAACAGUCUCGAGACAACCCCGACUGAAUUGAGAAUUACGCACGAGGAGAGACGGAUAUCUAAGGUCCAUCGUUGUUUUGUUCGCUGAAAACAACGUGCUGCAUUUAUUUCUAUAGUUCGGAAAUAUAGCUCUUUCACUAUGAAGUUUGUACGCUUUAUGAUGAGGAAUGCUGCUUUGUUAAAUGCGCCAAAGCACAUUGAUCACUACGCCAAAUUUUCUCCAUCGCCUUUGUCAAUGAAGCAGUUCUUGGAUUUCGGCUCAACAAAUGCAUGCGAGAAGACAUCCUUCUCCUUCCUGAGACAAGAGCUUCCUGUGAGACUGAGUAACAGUUUGAAGGAGAUCAACCUUUUACCAGACCGAAUGAUAAUGACCCCGUCUGUUCAACUAGUUCAUAGCUGGUUUGUCCAAAGCCUGUUGGAGAUCCUACAAUUCCAAGGCAUGAGCCCAGAUGACCCUAGUGUUCUUGAAGAAUUUGUAGAAGCUCUGGUGACCAUUAGGAACAGGCAUAAUGAUGUGGUACCCACCAUGGCUCAGGGUGUUAUCGAGUAUAGGGAUGCAUAUGGGGAGGACCAUGUCACAAGUCAGAAUAUUCAGUACUUUCUGGACCGCUUUUACAUGAGCCGCAUCUCCAUUCGGAUGCUAAUUAACCAGCACACUCUGAUCUUUGAUGGCACCACAAAGCCAGGACACCCGAGCAGCAUUGGGUGCAUUGACUCAUGCUGUGAUGUAACAGAAGUGAUCAGAGAUGCCUAUGAUUGUGCUAAAAUGCUCUGUGAGCAGUAUUACCUCGGAUCCCCUGAGUUGGAGCUUAAGGAGAUCAACGCAAAGAACAAGUCCCAACCAAUCCAAAUAUCCUAUGUUCCUUCUCAUCUCUACCACAUGGUUUUUGAGCUCUUCAAGAAUGCAAUGAGGGCAACUGUUGAAAAUCAUGAAACGAGAAGGACGCUGCCAUCAAUUAAAGUCAUCGUGGCCCUAGGCACAGAGGACCUUUCAAUCAAGAUUAGUGACCAGGGUGGUGGUGUUCCAUUCAGGAAGAUUGAUAGACUUUUCAGCUACAUGUAUUCGACAGCACCCAGACCAAAUCUUGGUGACCAUCAACGGACCCCAAUGGCUGGUUUUGGUUAUGGUCUUCCCAUCUCCCGUCUGUACGCACGCUACUUUCAAGGUGAUCUCCAGCUUUAUCCAAUGGAGGGCUAUGGAACAGACGCUGUAAUUCAGCUUAAAGCCCUGUCCACAGACUCAAUAGAGAAGCUUCCCGUCUUUAAUAAGACUGCCCUGCGCCACUACAAAGUCAACCAGGAAGCCGAUGACUGGUGUGUGCCUAGCAAGGAACCGCUGAACUUAGCUGUGUACAAGGCUGCAAAGUGAACCACCCGUCUUGUUUGCUGCAAAGAUUUGUCAGUGGCCUUUAAGAAAUUGCCAUUAUAGGCCACCAUAGUGAAUGCUUGCAUUCCUUGCUGGACUGGGGUCCAACUACAGGAUAUCCCAUGUAUUUUGGGAGUAUUGUUGUCUGGGAACAAUUAAUUUUGGCACUAAUGUGUGGCCUGAAUAAAAGAUGCCAAAGUGUAGGGUCCUUAGUUUAAAAGAAAGUAACUACUGUGGUUCUGCAGUGGAGCAUUUCAGGAAAGCUCAGGCUUGAAGAGCCUCUCGGGUGUGAGUGCAUGACAUGUUAUUAGAUGCAUGUGACCCCGCUUGAAGCAGAGUUAAAAGAUGGAGGUCUAGAAACUGUGAAAGAGCUAUGGAGUAGAGCUUUGUGGGUGUGCAUUUUGACGAGAAAGUAAAACAUUGAAGGUAGAAGAAAUGUGGUUGUGAAUCAGAUAUUUAGCCCUUAAAAGGGAGGUUGUGGCCAAAGACUUUACCUCUUUAAAAAGAGGCUGGCAAUUGCUUUCAAAUCACACUUGAAGCUAUUAUUUAAGCAGGGUUUAUAGCAUAUUCAGGACUUGAAUGUGACUUAUGCCUUAUUGUUUCAAUCCAUUAUAAAUGACCCCAAACGUUCCUAUAUUCACAAUGUUGUGUUCACAAUAUGUAUCGCCAUUGAAAGGACCUUUUGUGUGAGUUUAUUUUUUAUUUAUAACCCAAAUAAAUCUGACCAUUUUUUUA